AAUUUGGAGAUAAAAUAUUUUUAAUUUUUCUUGAUUUUUGUAAAUAAAACACACAAGUUAGCACUUACAUAUAAAGAACAAGGAUAAAUUUGAAUUCGCUUAUGAUAAGAUUAUUUUGUAGAAUACAAACAUUACCUAACAAUUUAUAAGGCAAACUCGGACGAGAUCAUAAUUUCAUUUGAAUUUUACUCCAAACAUAAUGGGUGACGAAGAUGUGAUUCGUAGAAGACUUCUGAUCGACGGUGACGGUACUGGAGACGACAGGAGACUGAAUGUACUUUUAAAAACUUUGAUAAAAUGGUGCAAUACAACGGAUGACAAACCGGAAGAAAGUAAAGCUACUCAUGAUCGUAUGUUAGCUCAACUGGCACAAUGCGAAUUUGCUGUCACAAAAUCGCAACUCGGUUCUGAAAUGAUGGCUGCUGAAUUAAAAAGCUACGAAGCACUCUCGAAAAUUCUAGAAAGCGGAAUAGAGGUGGCCAAAGAGAACAUACAGAAGAGCAAAACAGAUUUAGCACAAGCAAAGACUGUCAGAAAAAACAGAAUAGAAUAUGAUGUCUUGGCUAAGGUUAUCAGUGAACAGCCUGAUCGUAAGGAAACCUCUGAGAGAUUGAGCACUCUGAAGACUGAACUAGCAAACUUGGAAACCACCAAACAGCAAUUGGAAAGUCGGUUAGCAUUACGAAAGAAACAAUUUCAUGUGCUUGUAACUUCAAUACAUCAAUUACAAGCAUUAUUAGAUGAACUAGAUGAUGCAGAGACUAUUUGUGAUGAUGUUGAUAUGAAAGAAAUAUCAAAUGAAUCAUAAUAAUGAGUGAUGUAUUAGAGUAUAAGAUUAUUUCUCUAUGUGAGAUUUCUAAUAAAGUAUGAAUU
Bombyx mandarina (wild silkworm) is the source of this 873-nucleotide messenger RNA. RefSeq names its product THO complex subunit 7 (gene thoc7). NCBI's taxonomy places the organism in Eukaryota, Metazoa, Arthropoda, Insecta, Lepidoptera, Bombycidae. The record is from RefSeq and is a predicted model, not a curated record. Gene Ontology annotation, biological process: mRNA export from nucleus; mRNA processing. Gene Ontology annotation, cellular component: THO complex part of transcription export complex.